AUGACUGACAGGUCCACUUCUCAAAUCAUGGCCGCUCUUUGGUUGGAAUCAACCAUCUCUGACUUUAUUGAGUCCACAAUAUCCGAAUUUGAGAUCGAAAAAUGGUACAUGAGCCAGCGUGUAAGGACACUGGAGAUCAUGAGGCACUCGGGGAAGCUGACCACGGCGGAUUUCCUGAAAAAGGCGCACAAUGUCAUCGAAAAAUAUCGGACUGCGUCGACAAACUUCAGAUUGCUCAAGGGACGGAGGAUCAUGAUACAAGAGACCAUCUUUGAAAAAGACAGUGCUGCAAGGAUGAGAAUUGGUCCAGCAUGGGGUCUUGUCAGUCAAUCAUACAUGUCCGGCAUUAUGCUCGAUGUCAUAGAUACAACCAAGCGGGCUGAUAUGAAAUUCGAUCUGAAGGCUUUCAAGAAGAGGGUGACUGAACACUACGACCUUCCAACCCUAUUGGGUCGCUCUGGUCAAACAGGUUCCAAGCUUUCAGGAUUCUGUCACAUUCAGGGUGAAUUUCGACAGUGGUCGGACAUCAAGGCAGCUCAUAUCGUGCCAAGGUUUUUCAGCGAGCCAGAAAUCUCACACUUGCUGGGAAAUAUCGACGCGGAUGAGGCCAAGGAGCCUAGUAAUGCGCUCUCGAUCGCUCGAACACUUGAGCCUCUCCUCGAUCGAGGAAUCAUUGCUAUUGUUCCUGUUUUCUCUGCACAUUACGGGUCGAGUAGGUGGAAAUGUAUUGUGUUGCAAGAUACAUACCGAGACACCAUAAUUGAUGUGUAUCGGGAUGAGAGGGGUACUGUACAACGCAAGCAGAUCAAGGACUUUGAUGAAAUGGAGUUACGUUUUCUUUCUGCCAAGCGACCUCGUCCCAGAUAUCUGUACCUCCGGUUUAUGCUAUCCUACCUCAACGCAAAGCGCCUUGGUCUAGACAAUGUGGCCCACCGGAUGGAGAAUGGAAAGUUCUGGGCACCUGGUGGUCGCUAUCUCCGUAAAGCAAUCCUCAACACGAUUGCCCGGCUCGUUUGUGGCACUGAGCUUCCCGAAGAACUAACUAAUAACUGUUUCGACACCACGUAUAACGAAGCUAUGAACCUUCAUGAUGGUAUGAUUCUUGCAGCGGACAUUCGAGAUAUGAUGAUAUCCCAGGACAAAACAAAAUCAGAAUUUGAUCGACGGCUUUUGAGUUGA
Molecule: messenger RNA, 1179 nt
Organism: Penicillium brevicompactum
Lineage: Eukaryota; Fungi; Ascomycota; Eurotiomycetes; Eurotiales; Aspergillaceae
Exons: 3
Coding region: 1-1179 (392 amino acids)
Source: RefSeq, a predicted model, not a curated record